CGAACCAUAAACCCUCGACAAUUCUGAAGUAUGGCUUCACACUGCUUUUACUGAUCUCUCUUCCCUCCUCGGUUCGAGCUCGAAAAAUUCGAUACAGGUUCACUCAAAAACCGCCAGAGUCAGAAGUAGAAUCAGCCGAGGGGAGAAACAAUGGCGGAGGCCAACAGCAACAACGAAGUCUCUCCCAACGUGACCAUCUACAUCAACAACCUCAACGAGAAAAUCAAAAUCGACGAGUUGAAGAAGUCGCUGAGGGCGGUGUUCUCGCAAUUCGGGGAGAUAUUGGACGUUUUGGCUUUCAAGACCCUGAAGCACAAGGGUCAAGCUUGGGUUGUUUUCAAGGAAGUCCAAUCCGCCACCAGUGCCCUAAGGCAAAUGCAGGACUUCCCCUUUUAUGACAAGCCCAUGAGAAUACAAUAUGCAAAGACAAAAUCAGACAUAAUUGCGAAGGCUGAUGGUACUUUUGUUCCUCGUGAAAAACGAAAGAGACAUGAGGAGAAAGGUAAAAAACGAAAGGAUCAACAUGAUGCUAACCAAGCUGGAGUUGGUGUGAAUCCUGCGUAUGCUGGUGCUUAUGGUGCUAUGCCUCCUCUAUCACAUGUACCAUACCCGGGAGGUGCAAAAGUUCCAGAAGCUCCAGCUCCGCCAAAUAACAUACUUUUUGUUCAGAAUCUUCCUCACGAGACCACUCCGAUGAUGUUGCAAAUGCUCUUUCUUCAAUACGCUGGUUUUAAGGAGGUAAGGAUGGUGGAAACAAAGCCGGGGAUCGCAUUCGUCGAGUACGGUGACGAGAUGCAAUCAACAGUCGCAAUGCAAGGGCUUCAAGGUUUCAAGUUAACCCCGCAAAACCCAAUGCUGAUCACUUAUGCAAAGAAAUAGAGGGCUGUCUUCUCACUGCUUCCAUUCGCGAUGAUGCAUCUUGUAAGAACCCACAAUGUAGUUCGGCUACUAAUCUAUCUUUAGGUUUUGUGAAGUACUGUUUGAUAGGAUGUCUAGCAUUCUUGUAUCAUUGUAGUUUUUUUCUCUCUUUCUUGUCAUUACUGCAUGAUUAUGAGGGAAAUUGGAUUCAAGUUAUGCGGAUCAAUCGUUUUGAGCU
Rhodamnia argentea is the source of this 1096-nucleotide messenger RNA. Its product is annotated as U1 small nuclear ribonucleoprotein A. The coding region runs from base 151 to 879 and encodes 242 amino acids. Gene Ontology annotation, biological process: mRNA splicing, via spliceosome. Gene Ontology annotation, molecular function: U1 snRNA binding. Lineage: Eukaryota; Viridiplantae; Streptophyta; Magnoliopsida; Myrtales; Myrtaceae. The transcript has 5 exons. Gene Ontology annotation, cellular component: U1 snRNP. The record is from RefSeq and is a predicted model, not a curated record.